Messenger RNA from Parnassius apollo (apollo), 234 nucleotides. The record is from the annotation of a GenBank genome assembly. NCBI's taxonomy places the organism in Eukaryota, Metazoa, Arthropoda, Insecta, Lepidoptera, Papilionidae.
AUGAAAGAAUUCAUAACACAUUUAAAGGAUAAGAAGAAACCAUUGAGCAGUUGUGUUUUCGACAGUUUCGAGGCGUGGUCCUUAGACGAUGGAUUAUCCACAUUUGGGAAGUUCCAAACGAUGGAUUGGGACGACGUUUUGAGCAAUCAAUUAUUCGACCAUUACUCAACAGUGAUUCUAGAGCUCGAAAAACGUCGUCAAGAGCAGGAGGAAGUGGAAGAGUUGGAAUCUUAA